GAAUAAUAUGAUCUGUUCAUAUAUUCAGAUUAGAGGUUCCAUACCCUUGUUUUGGGAACAGCCAGGUUUACAGGUUGGAUCACAUAAAGUAAAACUGUCACGAGGUAGUGAAGCUUCUGCUCCAUCAUUUGACAGGCAUUUGACACAAAUUGUAAAGCGUUAUGGUGAUCAAGUACUAAUAAACUUACUUGGUUCUAAGGAAGGAGAAGCAAUGCUGAGUCAAAUGUUUUAUAGCCAUCAUAAAGUUUCAAGGUAUUGCAAAAGCAUUCCAUAUAUUGCCUUUGACUAUCACUCAGAGUGUCGAGGUGGCAAAGUAGAGAAUUUGAGCAAUUUGCAAAGAAAAAUUGCACCACAGUUGAAAAGUUUUGGAUUUUACCUUAAAGAUGUCAAUGGAAUACAAAAGUGUCAAAUAGGAACUUUUCGUACCAAUUGCUUAGACUGUUUGGACCGGACAAACAGUGUACAGACGUUUAUUGGACUGGAGGUUUUAAAGCAGCAGAUAUCUGCAUUAGAAAUAACUGAUCAACCACAGAUUAUUUCAAGGUUUAAUGAAGUCUUUAAACAAAUGUGGAUCCAAAAUGGAGAUCAGGUUAGCAAAAUGUAUGCUGGCACUGGUGCUUUGGAAGGAAAAUCAAAGCUAAGAGAUGGAUCUCGAUCGGUUGUACGUACUAUACAGAACAAUCUUCUGGAUAGCAGUAAGCAAGAGGCAAUUGACAUUUUAUUACUUGGAGGUGCUUUGUACAAUGAAGUAGCAGAGAAAGCUAGAAGUAUACUUCCAUGCAGCAUGCUUAACUUGCCAUCUAGUUUCUUAGAAGCAUUAUACAUGAGAAGAAAAGAAUUCACGCUUACUUCUAAAGUAAGAGUAGGAAUUGCUACAUGGAAUGUUAAUGGUGGCAAGCAUUUCAAUAGCAUUGUUUUCAAGCAUCAAUCUAUGACAGAAUGGCUUUUAGAUUGCCCAAAAUUAUAUAAAAAUAAUGGUAUUGUUUCACAUUUAAUAUUUAGUAUUUUAUACUGUACCUUUUUAAACUUUUUGAAUGGUUUUAAGGCCAGUUAUUCCUUAGCAGAUCCUUGAUACUGUAAUGCUUUUCUGCAUUUCUGUGCAUUGAUGAGAAACUAAUUGAUAAUUUGAUUACUUAAAUGGACUGAUUUGCAUAGUGUCUUGAAAUAAAUAAUACAUAAUUUAUAAGGAAAUCAUUUUUGAAAAUGUUGGAAGAGAAAUUUUCAGAAUUCCUCUCCUAUUCCUCUGAAAUUCUGGUGUUAGAACCCUCAGUAAAAUUGAAAUUAGAUUCUGGUAGAAAUUAGUGCUCAUGUAAAAAAGGACUCAAACCAUAAAUAUGUUUCAAAUAUACAGUAGUGAAAGUGUGUAAAUGCAAUUAAUCAAAGGUGUUAGAUUCUUAAAAGCAAUUGUGGA
Molecule: messenger RNA, 1411 nt
Organism: Stegodyphus dumicola
Lineage: Eukaryota; Metazoa; Arthropoda; Arachnida; Araneae; Eresidae
Gene: Synj
Product: synaptojanin
Biological process (GO): synaptic vesicle endocytosis; phosphatidylinositol dephosphorylation
Molecular function (GO): phosphatidylinositol-4,5-bisphosphate 5-phosphatase activity
Source: RefSeq, a predicted model, not a curated record